Tinamus guttatus (white-throated tinamou) is the source of this 2911-nucleotide messenger RNA. Lineage: Eukaryota; Metazoa; Chordata; Aves; Tinamiformes; Tinamidae. The record is from RefSeq and is a predicted model, not a curated record.
AACUAUCGUGCCGUGGAAACUGUUCAGGCAGUGCCUUCAUGAAGUUCAUCAAAUAAGCUCCGGUUUGGAAGCAAUGGCCCUUAAGUCUACUAUAGACUUGACCUGCAAUGACUACAUUUCAAUUUUUGAGUUUGAUAUUUUCACUAGACUAUUUCAGCCUUGGGGUUCAAUCUUACGGAACUGGAACUUUCUGGCUGUGACACAUCCUGGAUAUAUUGCAUUCCUGACAUACGAGGAAGUCAAAGCGAGGUUACAGAAAUACAGCACCAAGCCUGGGAGCUACAUCUUCCGGCUGAGCUGCACGCGUCUCGGGCAGUGGGCCAUCGGCUACGUGACGGGCGACGGGAACAUCCUGCAGACCAUCCCUCACAACAAGCCUCUCUUCCAAGCUUUGAUUGAUGGCAGCCGGGAAGGAUUCUAUUUGUUCCCAGAUGGACGAAGUUAUAACCCUGAUUUGACAGGGUUGUGUGAACCCACGCCACACGAUCACAUAAAAGUGACACAGGAGCAGUAUGAAUUGUACUGUGAAAUGGGUUCUACUUUCCAGCUGUGUAAAAUCUGUGCAGAAAAUGAUAAAGAUGUGAAGAUUGAGCCUUGUGGGCACCUCAUGUGCACUUCUUGUCUUACAGCAUGGCAGGAAUCUGAUGGCCAAGGCUGUCCUUUCUGCCGCUGUGAAAUCAAAGGAACGGAACCAAUUAUUGUGGAUCCGUUUGAUCCAAGGGAUGAAAACUCCAGGUGCUGCAGUAUUAUUGAUAGCUUUAGUAUGCCCAUGUUGGACUUGGAUGAGGAUGAUGACAGAGAAGAAUCUUUAAUGAUGAAUCGCUUGGCUUCUGUCCGAAAGUGCAAUGAGAGACAGAAUUCACCAGUGACAUCUCCUGGAUCUUCCCCACUUGCACAAAGAAGAAAACCACUUCCAGACCCCCUGCAAAUCCCACAUCUUGGUCUUCCACCUGUACCUCCUCGUCUGGAUCUUAUUCAGAAGGGAGUAGCACGAUCACCAUGUGCCAGUCCGACUGGAUCACCAAAGUCUUCUCCUUGUAUGGUGAGGAAACAGGACAAACCGUUGCCAGCGCCUCCGCCUCCCUUGAGAGACCCUCCGCCGCCGCCUCCGGAAAGGCCGCCCCCGAUCCCGCCGGACACGAGGCUCAGCAGGCACCUGCACCAUGCAGAGAGCGUGCCUUCCCGGGACCAGCCCGUGCCCCUCGAGGCCUGGUGCCCCAGGGAGGUGUUUGGCACCGCUCAGCUGGUAGGAUGUCGAAUAGGGAGCGAUGCCUCCCCCAAAGCAGGACUGACAGCGGUUUCAAACCUAAAUGGAAGGCACAGCCGCAUAAGUUCUGAGUCAGGAUUUAUGAGAAAACACAGGCGUCACGAACUGCCUGCAGAAAGUGCCAAGGUAUUUUCAAAUGGUCAUCUGGUAAAUGAAGAAUAUGAUGUCCCUCCACGGCUUUCCCCGCCUCUUCCAGCUGCCUCCGUCAUCCCUAGUAUAAAGUGCCCUGUUCCUCUAGCAAAUACCCUCUCUGAUAAAUCAAGAGACCACACAGAUGAUGAUGAUGAAUACAAAGUUCCUUCUUCCCAUCCUGUAACACUGAGCUCACAACCACCUCAUUGUCAUAAUAUAAAACCUCUUGCUCGGGCGUGUGAGAACGGUCAAUGCGCUGGAAUAACGAAUGGAACACACGGGGCUGCUGCUGAGAUGAAGAAAUCAAAACAUCCAGAGCUAGGAGAUGCCUAUGACGCACCUACUGCUCCGGUACCUUUGCCACCUGCACGACCUCCUACCAGAGACAACCCAAAACACAGCUCUUUGCUCAACAGGACACCCUCCGAUUAUGAUCUUCUGGUGCCCCCUUUAGGUGAAGAUGCCUUUGAUAGCUCCCCGCCUUCGCUGCCUCCACCACCACCACCUGCUCGACACAGCAUCAUUGAGCACCCCAAACCUGCCGGCUCCGGAAGCCGACCUCCUUCAGGACAUGAACUGCUCCUUCAUCCCCCUGAUCCGCAUUUUGAUCCAAUAACUGGUCCUGUCCCUUUGCCACCUGCUCGUAGAGUAACUGGAGAAAACAUCAAAACAAAUAGGACAUCUCAAGACUAUGAUCACCUUCCUUCCUCUUCAGAUGGUUCACAAGCACCAGCCAGGCCCCCUAAACCACUUCCUCGGAGGACUGCACCAGAAAUACACCACAGGAAAGCAUACAGCUCUGACAAUUCCGCAGAAAACGUGGAUGCAAAAAUUGCAAAACUUAUGGGAGAGGGCUAUUCCUUUGAAGAAGUCAAGAGGGCACUUGAAAUAGCCCAGAAUAACGUUGACGUGGCCCGUAGUAUUUUAAGAGAGUUUGUCUGCUUUCCUCCACCGGUCUCCCCACGCCUCAACCUAUAGCAGCAUGAAGAUUUUCUUGAAGCAUGUGAAUUCUCCAUAUACGUGUGCGGAUUGGGGAGUGAGAGAAAGAAGAGACAGGGGAAGUUUUUCUCUCAUCAUUAAUGGGAGGGUGUCUGUUUCCAGCAGUUUAUCAAAGGAUCAUGGCUGCUCUGAUCAAGACUUUAUAUAUAUGCUGAGGCUUAUGUAUUUUUGCUAGCCAUACUUUUUUAAAUCAGGGUUGAACUGACAAAAUAAUUUAAAGAAGUUUACUUCCCUAGAACUUUUAAUCUGUGAAAUGCUUUUUCUUGUUUACAAGUUGGCAAGUUACAGUUUUCUAGAUGAUGCCUGUAUUGUGUUUCUGUUCAUAUUCCCUUGUACUUGUGGUCAGUUCUGCUGUAGCAUUCACAACAAUUUCCAUGCUGACCACCUCAUCAACUAAAUCAUCACUUUCUAGAAGCUCUGUAUUUGUUUCGUUCUCUUACAAGAUGCUUUAAUUGUUUUUGCAUUUUGGCUCAUCAAACAAAUGCAAAAAGUAUGUGGCCUUCACUACUGAUA